GUCCCGCUGCCCGCUCGGCGCGCAGCGGCUGGGCAUGGAGGAGUUGCUGCUGCUGCUGCCGCCGCUGUUCUGCCCGCGCCCAGCGGCUCCGGCACCGCCUGCUCCUUCUUCGGCCUGAAGCGUGCCCGCACUCUUGGAUCCCAGCGGGGAAGGGGGCUAUGGGCCGUCUCCCUGAGGUUCGGCGGCUGUGAGGCGGCUGGCGCUCGCUCGGGAGCCGAUAGGCUGCCGGCCGGCGGGCCAGCCAGGCUGCUGCUGCUGCGGCUGGAAGGGAACGAGUGCCGCUUGCAGCCGGCGGUGGGCAGCACCUCGGUGUCGGUGACUUGGGGGUGCCGGUCCCGCCGUCCGCGCCGCCGCCGCGGCGGUGGAUGGAUGCGCCAUGGCCACGCUGGUGUGCCGGGUACAGCUGCUGGAUGACACAGACCCCUUCAAUAGCACCAACUUCCCCGAGCCCACCCGGCCUCCGCUGUACACGUUCCGGGAGGACAUCCCGCUCGCCACACAGCUGGCCGGGGUGCACCGCCUCCUCCGCGCCCCGCAGAAGCUUGAUGACUGUACCCUGCAGUUGUCCCACAACGGUACCUAUCUGGAUCUAGAAUCCACCCUAGCAGAACAAAGAGAUGAAUUGGAAGGCUUCCAGGAGGAUGCUGGGAGAGGCAAGAAGCACAGUAUAAUUCUGAGGACCCAGCUGUCGGUGAGAGUUCAUGCCUGCAUUGAAAAACUUUACAAUUCCAAUGGACGGGAGCUGAGACGGGCACUUUUCUCCUUGAAACAAAUAUUUCAGGAUGACAAGGACUUGGUUCAUGAGUUUGUUGUCGCUGAAGGUCUGACUUGCUUAAUCAAAGUGGGAGCAGAAGCUGACCAGAAUUAUCAGAACUACAUCCUGAGAGCUUUGGGGCAGAUCAUGCUCUAUGUCGAUGGCAUGAAUGGAGUAAUAAAUCAUAAUGAAACCAUCCAGUGGCUGUACACACUUAUUGGGUCGAAGUUCCGCCUGGUGGUGAAGACAGCACUGAAGCUGCUGGUGGUGUUUGUGGAGUAUACCGAAUCCAACGCACCACUUUUAAUCCAGGCAGUAUCUACUGUUGAUGAAAAGAGAAGUGCCAAGCCGUGGUCCAACAUCAUGGAGAUCCUGGAGGAGAAGGACGGGGUUGAUACUGAGCUACUGGUUUAUGCCAUGACCUUGGUUAACAAGACGCUGUCGGGGUUGCCAGAUCAAGACUCUUUCUAUGACGUGGUGGACUGUCUGGAGGAGCUAGGCAUUGAAGCUAUUUCACAGAGACACUUGAACAAGAAAGGAACAGACUUGGACUUAGUUGAGCAAUUUAACAUUUAUGAGAUGACACUGAGACAUGAGGAUGGAGAUGAGAGUGCUGACCUCCCUCCCAGUGGGCGCAAGGACCGAAGAAGGGCCAGUGUUGGUACAAAUGAGCGAAGGGGGCUAGAACGCAGACGUAGCCGCAGGCACUCAGUACAGAACGUCAAAAGCACUUUAUCAGCCCCUGCGAGCCCAUGCAGUCAGGCAAACACUAGCUUCAUGCUAGGCCAUGGACAGCACGUUGAAGAUCUCAGUGAGAGUGGGCUGGCGAUUGAGAGCCCUGUAGUCUCACAGGAUGACAUGGAUGACAGUGCAUUUGAGGCUGAGUUUAAAGCAUCUUCAGUAGAGGAGGAAGAGGAGGAAGAGGAGGAAGAAGAACAGCCAGUCACAGAACCUAAUACUGAGGAUGAGGGGGAGGAAGAGGCCUCUAGGCAGGUCAAAGCCAGUGGGGUCCCAGGUGCGUGGGAGGCUGUGAAUGAAAACCUCUCACGGUGUUCUGAUUCUUCAGCCAUGUCCAGUGCCAUUUCUCCAGCUGAGAGGCCUCCCUCCUGCUCUAGAGCAAAGAGCUCUCCUAGCAGCUCCUCUUCUGUGCCUGACUCAUCUGUCUCUCAUCAUAAUUCUGUCCUUUCAUCACCACCUUCACCUGCAGCAGCAUUGCUAAGUUCUUCCCAAAAUUCAUCAGCAUCCAUUACUCCAAAGGCAUCUCCAACGGUGGAGAAAUUACCUUAUGUACCACAUACUCCUUUUCACCUCUUCUCGUAUGACUUUGAAGAGACUCCAGCAUCUGUGAAGGAAAAGGAAGCAGAAGUGAUGAGGGAAAACAGAUACAAUAGCUAUGGCAGCAGCUCUUACUCUUCUCCACGACCUUACUCUGGUGUGAGUGCCCCUGCAACACCCACUUCUCGUUAUGGGACAACUCUUUCACCGCCUCAAGAGACCAAAACUGACAGGCCAGCUUUGGGUGGUCUUCUUACAUCAUCUUUUCGGCUGCACCAGGAGUCCUUGGCAGCAGAAAGAGAAAGACGACGCAAGGAGAGAGAAGAAAGGUUGCAAAGGAUAGAACGUGAAGAAAGAAACAAGUUCAACCGCGAUUAUUUAGACAAAAGAGAAGAACUAAGACAAGCAAGAGAAGAGAGAUACAAAUACUUGGAGAGGUUGGCAGCAGAGGAGUAUGAGAAGGAACUGAAGAGUCGGAGCAUAAGCCGAGGCAGAAGUGAGCUGUCCUUGAACCUGAGAUCUCCUUCAGCCCCAUCCUCACCUGCCCCAUCGUCACCUGUACCCAAGUGCAUCAGCCCAGCAUCCAUAGAGUCCCAGGAAGAGCUGAAGACCCCUUCCACCCCCUGUGGGACCCCUCAGCCUUCAGAAGUGAGUGCCAGUGAACCUGAACCAGAGACAGAGACAGAACCAGAACAGGAGGCUGAGGCCAAGCAGGGAACGGAGACACCCAAGGAAAUAGAGACUACAGAGGUGGGACCAGAGAGUGAGGUGGAGCAAGGACCAGAAAGAGAGCCAGAAGAAAGUGCAAUACUCAGUGAAAAAGAGAGGCAGAAUGAGGAAGUGAAUGAAAAAGACAACUGCUCUGCAUCCAGUAUAUCCUCAGCAAGCAGCACUUUAGAGAGGGAAGAGAGAGAGGACAAGUUAACCAGUGACAAUGAAACUGGUCCAUGGUCACAGACCAUUCAGGAUGCUGGUGUGAAUGAACAGUGCAGCAACAUUCUCAACAACAAGCGGUUUAUGCUGGACAUGUUGUAUGCGCAUAACAAAAAACCCAAGGAUGAAGAGGAGAAGGAGCUGGAGGCGAAGGAGGAAAAGAAGGAGACGGAGGAAAGUGAGGAGUCACUCACUAGCCUAGCCAGUAGGAUCUCUAUCCUUCAGGCCACAAAGCAGGCCAAAGACGAAAGCGUCAAAAAAAUGGAGAUUGGAAAUCUGGACAACCAAGGCAGCGUGAAAGCCUUUGCAGAAAAAUUCAACAGUGGUGAGCUGGCCAAGGGGACAGAUGUGCCUGAAGAUGAAAUCACUGAGCAGGUCCCUGAGAAAACUCCAGCACAGCCGAAGAAGGAAUCUGACUACAUCUGGGAUCAGCUCAUGGCUAAUCCUAGAGAACUUAAAAUCAAAGACAUGGAUUUUACAGACUUGGGGGAGGAGGAUGAUGUAGAUGUGUUGGACAUGGAUAUGGGUCCUGGGGACUCCCUUGUUCCCCCUCCUCCACCUCCACCUUCCUUUCUGGGUUUGCCUCCUCCACCACCUCCCCCGCUGUUUGGAUGUCCGCCUCCACCUCCACCCUCUGCUAAUUUAUUGGCUCCUCCUCCGCUGUUCAGCACUCCUCAGGGUUUAGGGUCACCCCAGGUUUCUAGGGGUCAGCCAGCAUUUAUAAAGAAGAAGAAAACCAUUCGUCUGUUUUGGAAUGAGGUACGGCCAUUUGAGUGGCAGUGUAAAAACAACAAACGCUGCAGAGAAUUCCUGUGGUCGAAACUGGAACCCAUUAAGGUGGACACUUCCAAACUGGAGCAUCUCUUUGAGUCUAAAUCCAAGGAACUGCCUGUCACAAAGAAAACUGCUGCAGAUGGGAAGCGACAGGAGAUCAUUGUACUGGACUCAAAACGAAGCAAUGCUAUUAAUAUUGGCUUGACUGUGUUGCCCCCUCCCCGCACUAUCAAGACUGCUAUAUUGAACUUUGACGAAUAUGCCUUAAACAAGGAAGGAAUAGAGAAAAUCCUGACCAUGAUCCCAACUGAGGAGGAGAAGCAAAAGAUCCAGGAGGCACAGCUGGCAAAUCCCGAUGUCCCCCUGGGCAGUGCCGAGCAAUUCCUUCUCACCCUCUCCUCCAUCAGUGAACUCUCUGCCAGGCUCCAGCUCUGGGCUUUCAAGAUGGACUAUGAGAUAGUGGAAAAGGAAGUUGCAGAGCCACUUCUAGACCUGAAGGAAGGAAUGGACCAACUAGAGCACAAUAAAACUUUGGGAUUUAUCCUUUCUACUCUGCUAGCCAUUGGCAACUUUUUGAAUGGAACCAACGCCAAAGCUUUUGAGUUGAGCUACCUCGAGAAGGUUCCAGAAGUCAAGGACACAGUGCACAAGCAGUCCCUCCUGCACCAUGUCUGCACUAUGGUGGUCGAAAAGUUCCCAGACAGUACUGAUCUUUAUUCAGAGAUCGGGGCCAUUACUAGGUCAGCCAAGGUUGACUUUGAACAACUCCAGGAAAACUUGUGUCAGAUGGAAAGGCGGUGCAAAGCAUCGUGGGAUCACUUGAAGGCUAUAGCAAAGCAUGAAAUGAAGCCAACUCUGAAGCAAAAAAUGUCUGAGUUCCUUAAAGACUGUGCAGAAAGAAUUAUAAUCCUGAAGAUUGUUCAUAGAAGAAUAAUUAACAGGUUUCACUCAUUUUUGUUAUUUAUGGGCCAUCCUCCUUAUGCAAUACGUGAAGUGAACAUCAAUAAAUUCUGCAAAAUCAUCAGUGAAUUUGCUCUGGAAUACCGCACCACCAGGGAGCGAGUUCUGCAGCAAAAACAGAAACGAGCAAACCACAGGGAAAGAAACAAGACCAGAGGGAAAAUGAUAACAGAUACUGAUGAAGAAGAGGAUGCUGAGUCCGGCAAGUUCUCCAGCAGCUCACCCCCCUGCCAGAGCCAGCCCCAGGGCCUGCAGUAUGCUGAAGAUGCUGCAGAGCAUGAGAACAUGAAGGCUGUACUGAAGACCUCCUCCAUUGGUGGGGAAAGCACCACAACACUCGGGGUCCGCACUCGAAGCCGGGCCAGCCGAGGCCGUAUUGGUUCAUGGAAUGCUGGCAACGACGAUUCACCUAAUGCAACAGAUGAUGCAGCAGAUGAGAUCAUGGAUCGCAUUGUGAAGUCUGCCACCCAAGUGCCAAGCCAGCGAGCGGUGCCUAGAGAGAGGAAGCGGUCACGAGCAAACAGGAAGUCAUCUCUGGAAACAAAACAUCCACUGCUGCUUGGAUGCAAAGUAGUUAUAAAGGAGGUUAACCGUCACAGGGAAGAAAAGUGAGAAGGACACUAAAGAGCGGACUGACACCAGAAGAAGCCAAAGCACUGGGCCUCAUCAGCACCUCUGAGAUGCAGGUUUGACAUCCCAGAGGUGGUGACUGGAAAAGCCGUUCAUCUGAAGCACACAGGCUGACAGCUCUUCAGUGUGGCAUUGACCUGCCAGCCUCCUCUGCUGCUCCCAACAUCCCAUCCUCUGUCUGUUUAAUUUUAAUAAGCAAUGAGAAGUGAAACUCCACAGCUAGGGCAGAAGAAGGGUGUGCCGCAGCUCAGCACAACAUCUGGACAGUAACCAAGGAAACGUUUGAGUGAAAGGUGAAAGUAUAUGGCGGCUUCUUCUCAUGAUGUGUUGGUGUGGGUAGGAGGGGGCUCCCUCCGAGUUAUCUGUCAUUAUGUGAGCUGUGUUUACGUUGGCUUACCUUGCACCGUUUUAGUCAUUGUAAAUGUAUGGCAUCUUGUCAAUGCAACAAAUAGUCCUUAAAGAGGCAAAAUAAGUCCUGUUACAGCAACCCUGAUUUUCCUAAAUCAGAUUCAUUAAGCAAAGAUGCACAGUCUGUGCAA
Messenger RNA from Pezoporus occidentalis (night parrot), 5865 nucleotides. RefSeq names its product formin homology 2 domain containing 3 (gene FHOD3). The record is from RefSeq and is a predicted model, not a curated record. Gene Ontology annotation, molecular function: actin filament binding. Gene Ontology annotation, biological process: sarcomere organization; cardiac myofibril assembly; cortical actin cytoskeleton organization. The coding region runs from base 377 to 5308 and encodes 1643 amino acids. NCBI's taxonomy places the organism in Eukaryota, Metazoa, Chordata, Aves, Psittaciformes, Psittacidae. Gene Ontology annotation, cellular component: cytoplasm; cytoskeleton. The transcript has 30 exons.